Messenger RNA from Ascochyta rabiei, 1650 nucleotides. RefSeq lists its product as uncharacterized. Gene Ontology annotation, cellular component: nuclear pore; cytoplasm. Gene Ontology annotation, molecular function: GTPase activator activity. Bases 1 to 1650 code for a protein of 549 amino acids. Lineage: Eukaryota; Fungi; Ascomycota; Dothideomycetes; Pleosporales; Didymellaceae. The record is from RefSeq and is a predicted model, not a curated record. Gene Ontology annotation, biological process: intracellular transport. The transcript has 3 exons.
AUGGGCUCAUCGGAGCAGCAAGAUUUGGCACCGGAUGCCUCAAAAGCUGCCGUCUCGCCAGCACGCAGCGACAAGAGCAGCGACAGUGAGGGCAGGCCGGUCCGCGAGAAAUUCUCCAAGACGAGCAUUGAUGCCACCGCAAAUCCCAUACCGAACCUACGGCAAACCACGACAAACAAAGCAAACGGCAGUGUGCAGCCAGGAAGCCGCAGCGCAUCAGGAUCAGACAGCGAGCGCGGACGGUUACGGAGGAAGCGCAGCCGAGAAGAUCUUGGGGAUGAUGUUGAGGCAGACCAGCAACCUGACAAGAAGCAAGAACGACUAGAGAGGUCCUCGGCGAAGCCUGAGAGGCAUGUGCGCAAGCGAUCGAGAGAUCUCACCAAGGACCUUGAGGCUGGGGCCCUGGCCAAACCCACGUCUAGCUCCGUUUCCAGGAUCGAAGAAACUGAUGCUGAGAUGGCGUCUCCGAGCAAGGAUGCAUCGAAGCCAACAGAUGCCAAAUCUUCCACCGGUUCAAGCCCAAAGAACAAGCGCCCACGCGACGAGACGGAGGGCUCCGAGGCCCCUGAAGUAAGCACAAAGGACGCGCCUGUAAACGGCCAAACAGCCUCGAAGGCAGGAGACGAGCGCGAAUCGAAACGAGUGCGGGACAAAGAAGAAGCCAAGCCUCCGACCCCCAUUCCUGCUGGCAGCGGGUUCGCGAAUACGUCUGCAGCAUCUCCAUUCGCCGCCAUGGCUGCAAAGCCUGCAGCACCCAAGGCCUCUGACAAGACGGAAGCUCUACCCCAGACAUCGGAGGACAAGUUUAAGGCUUCCGCAUUUGGCAGCUUAGCAAACUCGAGCACUUCGCCUUUCGGUGGAUUUGCUGCUGUUGCUAAGUCGGGAUCUCAGUUUGGCGGUGCACCCAGACUCAGCUCCUUUGCCUCGCCCUCGGCAACUUCAUCCACACCAACAACGUCUUCUGGAAGUGGUUUUGGCUCGCUGGGCGGUGCUAAGACCAGCUUUGGCAGUGGGAGUAUCUUCGGUGGUGCAUCAAGCAGCCCCUUUGGCGGCUCUUUUGCCUCGAAGCCGCCCAGCACUACUUCGUUCGCAACACCAGGUGCUCCAGGCAUCACCGGUCUUAGCUCGAAGCCUGAGCGCGCUUUUGGUGCCCCUGGCGACAAAGUACAGGAGGAUGGCUCCGACCAGGACGAUGACGACGCAGACAAGACAGAAAAGGAUGCAGACGAAGAUCAGCGGCCAAGCGCGUCUCUGUCUAGUGCAGCCCCCAAGGAGACAGGCGAAGAGAACGAAACUUCGGCAUGGAUCGGUCGCGCAAAGCUAUAUACCAUGGAUGGCGAAGGUAAGGAGCGAGGGUGGAAAGAACGUGGCGUCGGUAACAUCAAGCUCAACGUUACCCUGGACGAGCCACGAAAAGCACGCUUUGUUCUGCGUGCGGAUGGCACACACCGUCUCAUCUUGAACGCUGCCGUCACAAAGCAAUUGGUCUUUGGCGCAGACUCGCAAGGGGCAAAGCCCAAGGACGGUCGGCUGCUGUUCAACUCGCCAAACGCAGACGGGAACUUGGAGAUGCAUCUUCUCAAGCUGAAGUCGGAACGCGCCGUUGAGCUCUGGGAGCAGGUCGCCAAGGUUCAAGAAGAGGAGCUGUAG